Cotesia glomerata is the source of this 9739-nucleotide messenger RNA. Its product is annotated as fibrillin-1-like. The record is from RefSeq and is a predicted model, not a curated record. Bases 249 to 9710 code for a protein of 3153 amino acids. The transcript is spliced from 42 exons. NCBI's taxonomy places the organism in Eukaryota, Metazoa, Arthropoda, Insecta, Hymenoptera, Braconidae.
CUUCUUCUUCUUCUUCUUUUUCUUCUUCUGUUUGUGGCUUACUUCAAUAGUUAGAAUUACCUCUAUGGUAGGAUUAAAGACAAGAAGAAACAAUUGAUUAUAAAUGUUCAUACAUGGCAAAAAUCUUAUAUAUUACUCAUUUUACCAACUAACUAUAUUAGCCUUUUUUAAUUUAGAUCAAAACUACUGUUUAAUUGAAUUUUAAUUUUUUUUUUCAGUUAAAAACAUCUCAAUUAAGUAAUAACAAAAUGACAAAUAAAGUUAUACUAUUUAUUUUUAUUGAAAUAUUUACAAACUUUUGGGCUUCGGUAUUUACUAUGAGUAUCAGUGACUCAAUCAACAAGUGCGCUGAAUUUAGACAGAGAUGCAAUCCAAAUUCUCAACAACCUUGCUGUAAACCAAACGAAGUAUGCGUGAACAAAGUUCGGGAUCAACUUGAUACUUUUAACUUUAUAUGUCUUAAAAAAGGUGUGUUGGACAAUUCUUGUAAAAGAUCGCUGGACUGCGAAGCAAUAAUCGGAGCAAAAUGCUCGGAAAAUGGACACUGUGUAUGCAAGAAACAAACUGCGGAGUACAAUGAAACAAUUUGCUUACAUUAUUCAUCAACUAACCUCCUAAUUGGUGAACUUAUGGACAAUUACUAUUAUUUUAAUGAAGUAUAUUAUUUGAAAAAUAAUUAUUCAUCCAAAACUGGGUGUCAAAGAGUAUCAAACACCAAUUAUGGCGAAUCUUGUAGUACUGAUCUACAAUGCUUGGAAAAGAAUCAUAAGAAUCUUAAAUGCAUCAAUCGAGAAUGUAGAUGUCCUAAUGGUACCCAAUUUAUUUUGGACUUAUUGGCUUGUAAAAGUAGCUUGCGUGGUGUCGGUAAAUCAUGUUUAUUCAACAGAAAGUGUUUAGUUGAAAAUUCAUACUGUAAUCGCUUUGGAAUUUGUAAAUGUAAAAACAAUUAUUAUUACACUGCUGCGGAUAAAUGUGAACUAUUAAAUUCGAGAUACAACUGCAGUAAAAACAAUGCGAAUUCACUUACAGAUAACAAGACUUUUUAUAAACCAGCGCAAAAACCAAAUGAUCCGUGUUUCAGUAAUACGGAUUGUAAGAACGUCAAAUAUACUUCCUGUCAAUCGAAGGUCUGUAAAUGUUUGAAAAAUUUUUAUGUAUCUGAAAGAACUGGAAAUUGCACGCGUUAUGCAAAACAACCUAACGAUUGGUGCAUUGAAGAGAAAGGUUGUUGGAGAGUCGACAAUUCUAAAUGCAAAUUGGGAAAAUGUCAAUGCAAGGACAAUUUUCCUUUUAAUCCAUCCACGAAAAAAUGCGAACUAAUUUUAAGUAGAAAGUGUUCACAAAAUUCAGAUUGUGAUGAAUUGAAAAAUAUCAUUUGUAGCAAAAGAAAAUGCGUUUGCAAUGUAAAUUAUUUUGAGAAAAAUGGCACUUGUAUCGUGGGUAUUAAUGGAUUUUGUAACGAACUUGAGGAAUGUUUUGUGGAACAUACAAUAUGCGAAGAUAACAAAUGUCAAUGUACAACAAAUUUUUAUGCGUCAAAAAAUGAAUCUUUUUGUAUUCCAAAAGCUAAGUCUUUAUAUGAUUACUGCGAAAACGAUGAGGGCUGCCAAGCAUUAGCCAAUGCAGUAUGUUUCGACAACAAGUGCAAAUGCAUAUCAACAUUCAUUGAUAAAGAAGGAAAAUGUAGGCCGUUGGAUUAUUGCGGAACAAAAAGCGACUGUAAGAAACCAAAAUAUUCAAUUUGCAGAAAUCACAAGUGUGUUUGUUCACCAAAUAAAUAUUUAUCAUCGAACAAUGCCAAAUGUAUCAGCUACGCUAAAAGUAUUGGAAGCUCGUGCGAAAACGACAAAAGAUGCGAGCGUUUGAAAAACACAAAAUGCAAUGAAGAAAAAAAGUGUGCUUGCAUUGAAGAUUAUUAUGAGAUUGACAAUCAAUGUAAAGGAUUAAUCGAUGCUAAAUGUUCAGAAAAUUCUGACUGCGCAGACAAUAAUUCUAUGUGCGAAUUUAAUAAAUGUCAAUGUUUACAAAAUUUUUAUUCGCCGGCGGACAAAAAAGAAUGCAGAAAAUAUGCAGAUCAUGUAAACGAACCUUGUGAAGAAAAUGACGACUGCAUUAAAGUCAAAAAUUCAAAAUGUUCUGAACACGAUAAAUGCGUUUGCAAAAGAGAUUAUUUUGAAAAAGAAGGCGAAUGUAAAGCUUUACUUGGUGUAAAUUGUACAAACGAUUCAGAGUGUGGAUCCAAUAAUGCUCAAUGUGAAUCUAGUAGGUGUGUUUGUUCUGCUGGGUUUUUUCCAUCUCCGAAUAAAGAAGAAUGUAUCAAAUAUGCAACUAACUUGAAUGAUUAUUGUGAGUCCAACAAUUAUUGCAAAAAUAUCAAGUACACAUAUUGCAUGGACAAUAAAUGCGUAUGCGUGUCAAACUAUAUUGAAAUGGACGAAAAAUGUAAAGGACUUUUUGGUGAAAGUUGUUUAGAAGAUACAGAUUGCAUUGUUAAUAACUCAAAAUGUGAAGAAAAUAUCUGCCAAUGCCCUGCUGAUUAUUAUGUAUCUGAAAAUAAAGACAGAUGUUACCGAUACGCCGAAGAACUGACUAGUUUUUGUGAAAGUAAUAUUGGUUGUAAAAAUCUAAAGUUUACAGUGUGUUCCAAAAAUAAGCAGUGUGUAUGUUUGCCUAACUACGUAGCCAUAGGAGGAAUCUGUCGAGGAUUAAUUGGUUCCAAUUGUUCUGAAGAUGAAGAUUGUGCGAUUGACAAAUCGAUUUGUAAAUCUGAGAUUUGUCAAUGCGGUGAUAGUUUUCAUUUAUCUAAAAAUAAAGAUAAAUGCUAUCCUUAUGCUGGAGAAAUUGAUAGUUUUUGUGAAAGCAGUAUUGGUUGCAGAGAUCUGAAUUACACAUUAUGUUCUGAGAAUAACAUAUGCGCAUGUUUGGAAAAUUAUACUGUCGUUGAUGGACAUUGUCGUGGAUUAAUUGAGGCGAAAUGUUUUAAUGAUUUGGAUUGUGCUGUAGAGAAUUCUGUUUGCAAAGCAGGCAUAUGUCAGUGUCCUACUUAUUUUUAUCUUUCAACGAAUAAAACAAAAUGCUAUCCGUACGCUAGAGAACUUGGCGGUUUUUGCGAAAGCAAUAUUGGUUGCAGAGAUCUAAAAUAUACAGAUUGCCUUGGAAAAAACCAGUGUGAUUGUUUGCCUAACUACACAGUGAUAGAAGGACAUUGCAAAGCUUUAAUUGGUUCAAAUUGUUCUGAAGAUUUUGACUGCGUAAUAAAGAGAUCAGUUUGCAAAUUGAAUAUUUGUCAAUGUUCUGAUGAUGAAUAUCUGUCUGCUAACAGAGAGAGAUGUUAUCCAUACGCUAAAAAUUUGAAUGAUUUCUGUGAAGACAAUGCUGGAUGUCGUGAUCUCAAGUACAGUCAAUGCGUGGAAAAUAACAAAUGUGUAUGUAUGGAUCACUAUAUAGAAGUAGAUGGUUAUUGUCGCGGACUGAUUGAGACAAAUUGCUCGAAUAAUUCUGAUUGCGCAGUAGAUCAUUCAUAUUGCGACGAAUCUGAUACUUGCCGAUGUUUCGAUAACUUUUAUCAAUCUGAGAACAGAGGAGAAUGUUAUUCACUGGCGCAAAAAAUCGGUGAUUUUUGUGAAACUAAUAUUGGAUGUCGAGAACUUGAAUUCACUGACUGUUUCGAAAACAAGUGCGUUUGUUUGUCAAACUACACUGAAGUGGAUGAUCGUUGUCAAGGAGUUAUAAAUGCAAAGUGCUUUAAAAAUUCAGACUGUGCAACAAAAAACUCUGUUUGUGAAGCUAACACUUGUCGUUGCUCCGUUGGUUUUUACCUUUCUACAGACAGAACUCAAUGUCAUCCGUUGGCUAAACAAAUCAAUGACUUUUGUGAAACCGAAUUUGGUUGUCGUAAUCUCCAAUUUACGAAUUGUUCAAUAAAUAAAAAAUGUGUGUGUCUACAAAAUUAUACUAAAAUAGAUGAUAGUUGCCGUGGAUUCAUACAUGCAAAUUGUUUUGAUGCUUCUGAUUGCGCAGCUGAAAAUUCUAUUUGUAAGUCAAACACUUGUCAAUGUCCUGAUGAUUUUUAUCUUUCUGCCAAUGAAAGAAAGUGUCAUCCAUUCGCAAAAGAAAUAAAUGACUUCUGCGAAACUGAUCUUGCUUGUCAUGAUCUGAAAUUCACAUUUUGCUCCACGCUCAACAAAUGUACUUGCUUGCCGACUCACAUUGUCAUAAACGGGCAUUGCCGUGGCCUUAUAAAUGCAAAAUGCUUCAAAUACUCAGAUUGCGUAACAGAAAAUUCAAUCUGUGAGUCAAGUACCUGUCAAUGCUCCGAUGAUUUCUAUCUUUCCUCAGAUGAGAAACGAUGUUACCAAUUCGCUAAGCAUGUCAAUGACUUUUGUGAGACUCAUAUCGGCUGUCAUGAUCUUAAAUUCACGUCUUGCUCUCAAAACAAUAAGUGUACUUGUUUAUCAACUCACUUAGAAAUAAACGGGCAUUGUCGAGGUGCGAUGAAUUCUCCAUGUUUUGAAAAUGAUGAUUGUGCAGCAAUUAACGCCAUUUGUGAUAAAUCGAAAACUUGCCAGUGUCCUCCUGAGCUUUAUCGUUCAACAACCGAAUUGGAGUGUUACCCGUUCGCCAACAGGUACAACGACUUUUGUGAAAUUGACAUAGGUUGUCGUAAUCUGAAAUAUACUCACUGCUCUGAAGACUAUCGAUGUAUUUGUUCACAAAACUACACCGAAAUCGACGGCCGUUGCAGUGGUUUAAUCAAGGCUUCAUGUUCUGAAGAUCCUGACUGUGCAAUUGCUAAUUCAAUUUGUAGUGAAUCGAACACUUGUCAAUGCCUCAAUGAUUUCUACUUAUCUUCAAGCAAAGAAACUUGCAUUCAUUAUGCUGAAAGAAUUCAUGAUUUUUGUGAAAAUAAUAGCAGCUGCCGUAAUGUGCCGUUUACUUAUUGCUCAGUAAACAACAAAUGCGCUUGCUUACCAAAAUAUAUUCAAAUAGACGAUAAUUGCCGCGCUCCUAUCAAUGAAUCUUGCUUAAAUAAUUCACAAUGCUCAACUGAAAAUUCGAUUUGUGAGUCAAAUAUCUGCCAAUGCGGUGUCGAUUUUUACUUGUCUGCAAACCAAGACAAAUGUCAUCCUUACGCUCAACAACUCGAAAACUCAUGUGAGACUGAUCUAAGUUGUCGGAAUCUCAAGUACACUUACUGCUCGGAACAUAGAUGUGUUUGUUCAAAAAAUUACAUUGUAGUUAAUGGACACUGUCGUGGACUCAUCAGUGCGAAAUGUUCCGAUGAUUCAGACUGCGUAGUAGGCUAUUCGUACUGCGAUGAAUCGAGUACUUGUCAGUGUCCUGCUGACCAUUACCUGUCGGUGGAGGGAGACAAGUGUUAUCCGUAUGCCAAACAACUUCAUGAUUUUUGUGAAAAUGAUGAUAGUUGCCACAAUCUCAACUUCACAACUUGCUUUGAGAAUAAAUGCAUUUGUCCAACAAACUAUACUGCAAUAGACGGAAAUUGUCGGGGAUUUAAUGGAGCUAAAUGUUAUGGAAGUUCAGAUUGCGUUGCUAGGAAUUCAAUCUGCCAAUCAAGUUUCUGCCAAUGUCCUCAAUAUUCUUAUCUAUCUGAGAACCAAAAAGAGUGCUAUCAAUAUGCGAAAUAUCUUCACGAUUUCUGUGAAAAUGAUAUUGGAUGCUAUAAUCUCAACUUCUCAACUUGCUUUGAGAAUAAAUGCAUUUGUCAAGCAAAUUAUACUGCAAUAGACGGAAAUUGUCGGGGAUUUAACGGUGCUGAAUGUUAUGGAAGUUCAGAUUGCGUUGCUAGGAAUUCAAUCUGCCAAUCAAGUUUCUGCCAAUGUCCGCAAGAUUCUUAUCUAUCUGAGAACCAAAAAGAGUGCUAUCAAUAUGCCAUAAACCUUUAUGAUUUCUGUGAAACUGAUGAGAGUUGUUAUAAUGUCAACUUCUCUCAUUGUUAUGAAGGAAAAUGCUCUUGUAUAAUAAAUUACGUAGAGAUAAAUGGAUCUUGUCUCGGACUGAUUGGCUCAAAAUGUUCUGAUUAUUCAGAAUGUGCAGCAGAACAUUCAAUAUGUGACCGAGAAGCAUGCCAAUGUUCUACCAAUUUUUAUCCAUCUGUAAACAAUGAAAAGUGUUAUAAAUAUGCUGAAAAAUUAGAUGACGUGUGCAAAAUGAAUGCUGGUUGUCGGAAUUUGAAUUUCACAUUCUGCUCUGAAGACUAUCAAUGUAUAUGUUCUGAAUCCUACAUUGUGAUUAAUGAAAGCUGUCGUGGGCUCAACGAAGCAAAGUGUAAUGAAAAUUUGGAUUGCGCUGCUAAGAAUUCGGUCUGUGAUCAGUCAAGCACUUGUCAGUGUCCUAUUGAUAGAUACUUAUCUGCGGACAGGAGAAAAUGUUACUCAUUUGCUCGACAAUUGAGUGACUUCUGUGAAAACGAUAAAGGCUGCCGUGAGUUGAACUUCACGAAGUGUUCUGAAAGUCAAAGAUGUUCUUGUGCUGAAGGUUAUUUAGAUAUAGAUGGACGCUGCAGGGGACUGAUAAGAGCAAAUUGUUUCGAGGAUUCAGAUUGUGCAGUGGAGAAAUCUAUUUGCCACUUAGGCAAUUGUCAGUGUCCAAACGAUUAUUACUUAUCUGAAAAUGGGAAUAAAUGUUAUUUAUACGCAAAACAACUCAAUACUUUUUGUGAAACCGACCUCAGCUGUCGUGACUUUGAAUAUUCAUACUGUUCUGAGAAUAACAUAUGCGCAUGUUUGGGAAAUUAUACUGUCGUUGACGGAUAUUGUCGUGGAUUAAUUGAGGCGAAAUGUUUUAAUGAUUUGGAUUGUGCUGUGAAGAAUUCUGUGUGCAAAGCAGGCUUAUGUCAAUGUCCUACUAAUUUUUAUCUUUCAACAAAUAAAACAAAAUGCUAUCCGUACGCUAGAGAACUUGGUGGUUUUUGCGAAAGCAAUAUUGGUUGCAGAGAUCUAAAAUAUACAGAUUGCCUUGGAAAAAACCAGUGUGAUUGUUUGCCUUACUACACAGUGAUAGAAGGACAUUGCAAAGCUUUAAUUGGUUCAAAUUGUUCUGAAGAUUUUGACUGCGUAGUAAAGGGAUCAGUUUGCAAAUUGAAUAUUUGUCAAUGUUCUGAUGAUGAAUAUCUGUCUGCUAACAGAGAGAGAUGUUAUCCAUACGCUAAAAAUUUGAAUGAUUUCUGUGAAGACAAUGCUGGAUGUCGUGAUCUCAAGUACAGUCAAUGCGUGGAAAAUAACAAAUGUGUCUGUAUGGAUCACUAUAUAGAAGUAGAUGGUUAUUGUCGUGGACUGAUUGAGACAAAUUGCUCGAAUAAUUCUGAUUGCGCAGUAGAUCAUUCAUAUUGCGACGAAUCUGAUACUUGCCGAUGUUUCGAUAACUUUUAUCAAUCUGAGAACAGAGGAGAAUGUUAUCCACUGGCGCAAAAAAUCGGUGAUUUUUGUGAAACUAAUAUUGGAUGUCGAGAACUUGAAUUCACUGACUGUUUCGAAAACAAGUGUAUUUGUUUGUCAAACUACACUGAAGUGGAUGAUCGUUGCCGAGGAGUUAUAAGUGCUAAGUGCUUUAAAAAUUCAGACUGCGCAACAAAAAACUCUGUUUGUGAAGCCAACACUUGUCGUUGCUCCGUUGGUUUUUACCUUUCUACAGACAAAAAUCAAUGUCAUCCGUUGGCUAAACAAAUCAAUGACUUUUGUGAAACCGAAUUUGGUUGUCGUGAUCUCCGAUUUACGAAUUGUUCAAUAGAUAAAAAAUGUGUGUGUCUACAAAAUUAUACUAAAAUAGAUGAUAGUUGCCGUGGAUUCAUACAUGCAAAUUGUUUUGAUGCUUCUGAUUGCGCAGCGGAAAAUUCUAUUUGUAAGUCAAAUACUUGUCAAUGUCCUGAUGAUUUUUAUCUUUCUGCCGAUGAAGGGAAGUGUCAUCCAUUCGCAAAAGAAAUGCACGAUUUCUGUGAUACGGAUCUAAGUUGCCGCGAUCUUAGAUUUACAUUCUGCUCAGAAAAUAACAAAUGCACCUGUUUACCAAACUACACAAUCGUGAAUGAUCAUUGUCGAGGUUUAAUUGGUUCCAAGUGUUUCAAUGAUUCAGAUUGCGCAUCAACUAAUUCAAUUUGUCACUCGAAUGAUUGUGAAUGCCGUACUGGCUUCUACGCAUCCCAAUCUAAGAUCAACUGUCAUCGAUAUGCUAAGCAAUUUGGCGCGUUUUGCGAAAAUGACAACGCUUGCCGCAAUAUUCCUUAUACCCACUGCUCUAAGGACAACAGAUGUGUGUGUAACACAAGUUAUGUUUUAAUCGACAAUCACUGUCAGGGUUUCAUAGGAGCAAACUGUUCCAAAGAUUCAGAUUGCGCCUUUGAAUACUCAUUUUGCGACAAGAACAUUUGUAAAUGUCACGAUGACUAUUACCUUUCCAUAAACGGACAAAGAUGUUAUGCCUAUGCUGAACGAAUCAACGAAUUCUGUGACUCUGACAUGGGCUGUCGCUAUUUAAACUACUCAUUCUGCUCAAAAAAUAACAACUGCGUUUGCGUAACAAAUUACACUCUAGUUGAUGAACUUUGUCGUGGCCUAAAUGGAGCUGAAUGUUCCAAAGAUCUUGAUUGUGCAUUGAAUAAUUCUGCAUGCAAAAACAGUACAUGUCAAUGUCUCCCUGAUUUUUAUUUAUCUGAAACCAAAGAAAAAUGCAAUCAGUAUGCAAAACAAUUGAAUGAUUUUUGCGAAACUGACGAUGCGUGUCGUAAUCUCAAGUUUACACAUUGCUUCAAAAAUAAAUGUACUUGCUUACCAAAUUAUGAAGCUACCAAUGGACAUUGUCGUGGAUUGGUAGGUUCCAAAUGUUCCGAGAUUUCUGAUUGCUCCUUGAAUUUUUCAAUAUGCAAAUUUAAUGAAUGUCAGUGUUCUGACGAGUUUUAUUUUUCACCAAACUCACAAAAAUGUAUUCCAUUUGCUAAAAACCUCAACGAUUUCUGUGAAACCGACGACAGUUGUCGUAACAUAAAAUUUACUUAUUGCAAUGAGAAUAAACAAUGUACCUGCUUGCCAAACUACAUUGGAGAAAAUGACUAUUGCCGUGGACUAAUUGACGAAAAUUGCAUUGAAGAUUCUGAUUGUGCUGUAGAAAAUUCAAUUUGCAGCUCAAAUGUUUGUCAGUGCUCAGUUGACCACUACCCAUCAACGAACAAAGAAAAUUGUUUCAAAUACGCUUCAAAUAUCGAUGACUACUGCGAAGACAAUGGAGGUUGUCGAAAAAUAAAACACUCUUUCUGCUCGGAUAACAAAAACUGUACCUGUUUUUCGCCGUACAAAGAAAAUGAAGGAAAAUGCCUGGGAAUUUUCAAUGCUAGUUGCUACGAUGAUUCAGAUUGUGACAGUUUUUAUCAAUGUUCCUCUAAUCGUUGCUUAUGCCGAGAUGGCUUCACUUUUGAUGAUUACUACAAGUGCAUUUCAGUGAACCGAUAUUUAGGAGAGUCUUGCAUUGAUAAUUAUUAUUGUCGGGGAAUUGAACAUUCAUCCUGCGAUUCAGACUUCCGAUGCACCUGCGCAACGAAUUACUUUAAUGUUGAUGGAAGUUGUCUUCAUUACAUGGGUACGUGUUGUUUAAAAGAUUCAAACUGUGGGAUAAAAAAUUCAGUGUGUGAAAGAUAUCAUUGCCAAUGCAAGAAAAACUAUUUUUUUCAUCCUUUUUAUCUCGAAUGUCAAAAAAAAUGAAUGAUAUAUUUCUUCUUUAAUAUUUUAAA